AUGGAGUCGGAAAAGCAGCGGCAGCACGAGGCCGAUAGCCUCAGGCAAGUCGCCUUCUUCGGCGUCGCCUUGUCCACCAUUGCCACCUUCGUCUGCGUCAUCUCUGUGCCCAUGGUCUACAACUACAUGCAGCACGUCCAGUCUGUCAUGCAGAGCGAAGUCGACUUUUGUAAAAGCCGCUCCGGCAACAUCUGGAGAGAGGUGACCAGAGCUCAGGUAGGAUAACAUUUUUGGAACAAUUAUUGAUGAUAAAGUACAAAUUUUUAAAUACGUGUUUUAAUUAUUUUUAAAAAAAUUUUUGUGCAAUUUUUGCCACUUUAAAAAGUUAAAUUAAAAAUCAGGGUUUUCGUGAUGAGACCCUUUUUAACAAAAUUUUUUAAAACAGGUGGUUUCACAACAUAAAAAGUUGUUUUUGUAAUAAGCUAUGUACAUAUUUGUUAAAUAUUUCAUGUUUUAGCGAUUAAAAGGAAGAUAAAAGUUUUCGUGAUGGGACCCAUUUUUUAAUAUUUUUGGUCAAAAAUUAAUUUUGAUAUUGCCUAAAGUUAUUAUUAUGACAACAAAUAUCCAUUUUUUCCCUUUUUAUUCUUUUUUACCUUAAAAUCAUUGAAAUUCAGGGUUUUCGUGGUGGGACCAAUUUUAUGAAAAUUUUUUAAAAAUAUGUUAAUAAAUCAUAUUUUGGCUAUAAACUUAAACUUCAAUUUUAUAAAAUUAAUUUGAAAUUAAAAUAUCUUGGUUUUUUAAUUUUGUCUUAUAAAUUUUAUGUUGUUGUAGGUCCUUUCCAACGUCAACCCACGUCGCGCUCGUCAAGCCGGCUACUCGUACGGAGAACCGGCCGCCGUCUCCAACUACCAACCCCAAGCCUCCAUUCCCGCUGCCCAACCAACUGGAUGUUGUGGAUGUGGUGUAUCACCACCAGGCCCACCCGGACCACCAGGACCAGACGGACAAGAUGGUGAAGAUGGCCAGUCCGGCAACCCAGGACAAGACGGUCAACCAGGUGCUCCACCACGUCAAGCUCAACCUAUCGCCAACCCAUGCCAAACCUGUGCUCCAGCCUCGCCCGGUCCAGCCGGUAACCCCGGUCCAAAGGGUCGACCAGGAAACGCCGGUCAACCAGGCAAGCCAGCUGACGGUGGAGUACGUGGCCCACCCGGUCCACCCGGACCUCCAGGACAACCAGGUCAAGCUGGCUACCCAGGCCAGCCCGGACAACGUGGAACCCCAGGUACCGUGCGUGACGUACCCGGCCGUCCAGGCCCAGCUGGACCACCCGGCCCACCAGGACAACCCGGCCAGCCCGGUGAAGGCGGUCGACCAGGAAACGACGGCCAAGCCGGACAGACCGGACCAGCCGGAGAUGCAGGACAGCCCGGUUCGGCCGGUAAGCCAGGUUCGGCCGGAGACGGUGGAGCUCAGGGACAACAAGGUGCUCCAGGCUCGUGUGACCACUGCCCACCACCACGGACCGCGCCCGGCUAUUAG
Messenger RNA from Bursaphelenchus okinawaensis, 1482 nucleotides. The record is from the annotation of a GenBank genome assembly. Lineage: Eukaryota; Metazoa; Nematoda; Chromadorea; Rhabditida; Aphelenchoididae.